This is a messenger RNA of Rotaria sp. Silwood2, 900 nucleotides long. The record is from the annotation of a GenBank genome assembly. Lineage: Eukaryota; Metazoa; Rotifera; Eurotatoria; Philodinida; Philodinidae.
AUGAAGAAAACGUUUGAAUAUGAUGAUAAACUUCCAUCUUUACCCUUACCAACAUUAGAACAUACACUUGAACGUUAUCUUGAUUCAGUACGAGCUGUUGUCAACGAUGAUGAAUAUAUUAAGACUAAAAAAAUUGUUGAACAAUUUGCUAAAGGAACUGGACGAGAAUUACAUGAACAAUUGAAGACUAAUAUUGAGAGUCAUCAGGAAAGAAACUGGCUUACAAAAUGGUGGGAUGAAGAAAUAUAUUUAAAAUGGCGAUUACCAAUCGCACCAGCUAUCAACAUGAUGGGUUUUAAUUGUUUAAUACCACCUAAAGUCGAUUCACAGCUAACACGAGCAUCCAUACAUAUUCAUGCUUGUGCUCUUGUUUUUGAAACUAUACGCGAGUAUGUUAAUAUAAAUUUAGAUUUAAAAAAAAAUAAUAAACUAAUUUUUUUUUCAAGAGAACGUUAUCCAAUAUCAUAUAUGGGUAAAUAUCCAUUGACAAUGUAUCAAUUAAAGCAUUUUUUUAAUACAUGUCGAAUUCCACAUAAAGAAUGUGACGAAUUAGUUAGUUCAUUUCGAACUGUUUCUGAAGACAUUCAAACUCCACCAACUCAUAUUGUAAUUAUUCGUAAUGGUCAUCUAUUUACAUUUGAUUUAUACGAAUCAAAGAAACUUCUUACACCACCUGAAAUUCUUCGAAGACUUGAAGAUAUUGUUAAACAAAGUGAUAAAAGUUCUGGACUUGGAUUAGGUGCUCUUACAGCAUUACCACGUGAUGAAUGGACAGACAUACAUGAUCAUUUAUGUCAAAUUAAUGAACAAAAUAAAAUCAAUUUUCAAAUUAUUGAACAAGCAUUACUUGUAUAUGCAUUAGACAAUGAUAAUCCUGAAAAUUUAACAGAGGUAGAAUAA